This is a messenger RNA of Helianthus annuus (common sunflower), 573 nucleotides long. RefSeq lists its product as uncharacterized. The coding region runs from base 1 to 573 and encodes 190 amino acids. The record is from RefSeq and is a predicted model, not a curated record. NCBI's taxonomy places the organism in Eukaryota, Viridiplantae, Streptophyta, Magnoliopsida, Asterales, Asteraceae. The transcript is spliced from 2 exons.
AUGGAGGCUGAGCGACUGGUGGAACCUUUUUCGAUAUUGGAAAUAAAGUCAUCAGUUUGGGAGUGUGAUGGCGAUAAGGCCCUGGGGCCGGAUGGUUUUAAUUUUAAAUUUUUGAAAAGAUGUUGGGUUGGGCUUGAAGCGGAUUUUGUGGCUUUCUUUAAUAAGUUUCAUCUUGGUGGAGGCUUGAAUCCUGGCUGCACCGCAUCCUUUAUAGCUCUUAUUCCGAAAGUGAAGGAUCCAAUGGGCUUCUCGGAUUUUAGGCCGAUUAGUCUAGUGGGGUGUAUCAAUAAAGUUCUGUCUAAAGUUCUUGUGAAUCAACUGAAAGAGGUAAUUGGUAAACUUGUGUCACCUGAGCAAUCAGCUUUUCUGUCGGGUAGGAGCAUCCUUGAUGGGCCGUUAAUGCUGAAUGAAAUUGUCAGAUGGUUAAGAAAAUCUAAUACUAAGGAGAUGUUGUUCAAAGUUGACAUCGAUAAGGCGUAUGACUCAAUAAGUUGGGGUUUUUUAGAUUCUGUGCCGGUGUUGGUAAAUUUAUGGAAAGUGGAGAAAAAGCUCCAAAAGCUGAAGAAUCGAUGA